Drosophila bipectinata is the source of this 5103-nucleotide messenger RNA. Its product is annotated as phospholipid-transporting ATPase ABCA3. Gene Ontology annotation, molecular function: lipid carrier activity; ATP hydrolysis activity; ABC-type transporter activity. The record is from RefSeq and is a predicted model, not a curated record. Gene Ontology annotation, biological process: lipid transport; transmembrane transport. NCBI's taxonomy places the organism in Eukaryota, Metazoa, Arthropoda, Insecta, Diptera, Drosophilidae. Gene Ontology annotation, cellular component: membrane; intracellular membrane-bounded organelle.
AUGCAAAAUAAUUCGUCUGCGCCGAAAAACCAGAGCAGCGUCUGCGUGCUAUGGCUGGUCAUUUGCAAGACAGUCCGUUUCCAGGUGGGCAACCUGCUAACCACUCUGAUCAUCAUCUUGGGUCCGAUGCUAGUGUUUGUGUGUUACUCGACAACGAUUUUCCUGUACCGAGACCCAGCGGAGGAGCUACACCAAUGGUCCCCGCCCAUUAAUAUAAGAACCGAUGUGCCGUCCAUUUAUUAUUCGCCAAAUAACGCUGUCGUCGCCCGCGUCAUUCAGGAUAUGGGAGCGGAUUUGGACCCCAAAGUAACCAAGGGAUUCGAUAAUGGUGCCACCAUGAUCAAGGCGCUCCAGAAUGAAGAAGGUUUUGUGGGCAUAGAGUUCGAAGAUCAGUUUAGAGACAUUACCGAAUUGCCGAACAAGGUAAUUGUGUCGAUAGUGUUUCCGGAACACCUGCGUAAUAAGCCCAAGAUGAUAUGGGAGACCGGGGCGUUGUACAGGCAUUUGCAUCUGACUGGCGACUGUUACCGCGUUGAGGGUUUCCUCAUCGUCCAGUCCAAGCUGAGCGAGGCUUUGAUUCGGGCGAAGAACGAUACCGCUAAGCUGCCAAUGGUGGUCAUGGAACACCUUCCUUUACCCUGGAUUUCGGAGGUCGAGCUGAACGAACGUCGUCUCUCUUUAGCCGGCUUUCUGGUCCUGCCCUUUACCAUAUCCGCUGCUUUUCUUACUCAGAUGAUUGUGCGCGACAAGGAGGAGCAUGCGACGGCUAUGUUGCAGCUGUUGAACGUGAAUUCCCGGAUUCACUGGGCUUCCUGGUUCAUCGUCGGCUUCGUGGUGCUGUCCAUACCCACCGUGCUGCUGGUGUUGCUGCAGAAGGGGCGCUUCUACCCGAAGAGCGAUACGAGCCUGGUACUGAUAUUCCUUCUGGUUUACAUAGUGGAGCUUCUGUGCUCCGCCUUUAUGAUCUCGGUUUUCGUAAAUGACAGCAUUAUGGUGCAGAUAGCCAUCCUAAUACUGCACCUGAUCAGCUGGCUGCCCUGGCGGCUGCUCCUGAAGGGAUACCAGGAGACCUUCCUUCGGAACUUUGUGUCCUGCUUCUUCCUCUAUAGCGCCAUAACCAUCGGGGUGCACGAGCUGAUCGAGCAUGAGACCCUCUACCGGGGCAUGCAGUGGAAGCACAUCUUCUACCGCACUGACCAGGACAAGCAUUUCACCCUUGGCAUGGUCAUCGCCCUCAUGCUGCUGGGCAGCGUUUUCCGCAUUCUUGUCCUCUUUUAUGUGGAGGCGCUGACCGGUGUUCGGCCCCGAAAGUGGUAUUUUCCGAUCCAGCGCUCCUUCUGGUGCCUGCCAAAGCGUCCUCCAACCGACGUUGAAGGCGAAGGCUCUGGUCGAGAACAGACCGCCAGGAUGCGACCCAUCAUCAUUCAGGCCCGGAACUUGCAAAAGUUUUACAACAACCACAAAGUGGUCGACAAUUUCACGUUGAAUUUCUGUCAGGAUGAAAUAACGGUGAUUAUGGGUCACAACGAUUCGGGGAAGACGACGAUCCUUAUGAUGCUGUCCGGGAUUGUGCAGGCAACUUCCGGCGAGGUCAUCAUCAACGGCUUCGAUAUGGACACAGAGACGCGCAAGGCACGUCGUUCGAUGAUGAUCUGUCCCCAGCACAACAUUCUCUUCGAGAAGAACAAGGUGGGGUGGCACAUCAACUUCUAUUGCCGGCUGAAGGGCAUGAGCGGAUCGGAGGCUGCUGCCGAAACACAGAGAUACCUGGAAGUUAGCCACCUCCAGGAGUAUGCCGAUGACGCGGUGGCUGAACUGCCCACUGGCAUGAAGCGGAUGCUCUCCGUGUGCUGUGCUCUGUGCGGACGUUCCAAGAUUGUUAUUCUGGAUGAGCCCUGCACCAGCAUGGAUCCGUUGGUGCGCCGCGGCAUGUGGGAUCUGCUGCGGAGGGAACGGAUGGGUCGCUGCAUCAUCAUAGCCACCCACAAUAUGUACGAGUCCGAAGUCCUGGCAGACCGCAUAGUGUUUCUUUGCAACGGUCGCGUGCUGGGCUAUGGUACUCCCGGGUUUCUCACACAGGUCCCCGAAUUGGGAGCUGUUUUCAAGCUGACCUGCGCGAUGGAGGAGUCCUGUUUAGUGUCAGAGGUUACCCACUUCCUGCAGAGGCGCAUUCCGGGCAUCAUAUUGGACAACGAGCAUAGUAUAUUCGUAUCGUACAAGCUGCCCACAAAAAACAUCCGCGAAUUCUCCAACUUAUUCGGAGACCUGGAGGACUCGUUGGGCUAUCUUAGGAUCACGGGGUUCACUGUGGAGGCCCCAACCCUCAGCAAUAUGUUCCUGCGGAUCGGAGAGGAAAUGAAUUCGGCCCAUGACCGUAGCAUCUCUGUUUUGCGUCAGUCCCAUGCAUCGCCCCUCGGAUCCCUGAUUAGUUUGCUGCCUUCGUUCGAGGUCCGCGAACAUAAUCCUAUCCAGAUAGUCCAAAAUCAGUGGCGAGCCAUCAUGAUCAAGAAGUGGAUUUUUACAAAACGCCACAAAAGUCUCUACAUCACGAUGAUUCUCUUCCCGAUCCUCACCUUCAUCCUAGUCUUCCUUUCGGAACUCUUCAUCUUUUUCCUCCAUACCUCAGAUGACCCCUUGUUUGUCACCGAUUUGAGCAGAUACUCAGACCCGGUUCUGGUGACCGAGUCGGCUGACAAUGCAGACUUCAUCAAAGCUUACCGAGAAAUGGCGGAGGAUCGUGGGGCCACUGUGGUUGGCACCAAGCAGGAUUCCAUCCACGACUACGUGCUGGGCCACUUGAUAAAGAAUGAGGUGGAGGUGCAGAAAUCAUUCCUUGCCGGUGUCACAGUAGUCCAAUCCAACAAAACUAUCAUCGCCUGGCAGAACACGAUGCUGGAGCACGGGUCUGCCCUGGCUCUGGGCCUGGUCUACAAGGCCCUGGGCCAGCACUUGGCCAACUUAGAAAUGGAGAUUGUGAACAAGCCCAGGCCCGACAACUUCGCUGACGUGGUGAUUGGCCUCAAUGAGUUCAACUCCGUGGAGUUCUCGGGCUUGGUGUGCUUCUACCUGGUCCUGGCCACCGCCACCUUUGCCGUAAUGCCGGUGCUGGAGCGCGAGACGGAUAUGCGGCACCUCCAGCUGAGCAACGGCAUGAGCCGGGCCACCUACUGGAUGGCCCACAUGGCCUGGGACCUAGUCAUCUACAUGGUGAUGGUGGUAUCCCUGAUCUUUGUCGUGGGACUCACCUCGGGAACUGCCCUGCCCAUGCUGUUACUGCUUUUCGCCUUUGGAUUCGCCGCAAUAUCGUUCACCUACAUGUUGUGCCUGAUAUCGGGCAAAAUGGGAUCGAUGUUUAGCCUCAUCAUGUACAUCAAUAUGCUGGGCGUGGUGGCAAUAUUUGUCCACCCCAACAAGGAGAAGAAGCGUUUCCUGGUUUUCGAGUGCAUUCUCCUGGUAAUACCCCACUACGCCCUAUUUUGUGGCGAACAGAAUAUCCUGACAGAGGACGAGCGGUUCCAUAGCUACCAAAUGCGAAUGGCUGAUUCCAUUUAUGACACUGGAAAGUCUGAAACCUCCAACACGUCCACCAAUCCGGUAAUCUACAACAAUCUGGAGCUUCUCUAUCUGCUCAUCAGCGGCGUUAUAUACUUUCUCCUGGUGAUUUACUCGUGGAUUCCCCGGCGCAUCGUCUACUGUUUAAAAUCCAUAAGGAACGAGAAUGUCCAGCCAAACACCCAAGACGAGGACUUCGAGGUGGAGCGACUGCGCCAAAGGAUGGAGGACAUAACCAAGCACAAGUUUGUCAACUACCCCCUAAUCUUGAGGAGGGCCACCAAGCGCUAUGAUGAUGUAGUGGCAGUAAGGUGUCUAACACUGGACCUGAAUCCCUUUGAGUGCCUCUGCCUGCUGGGAAGGAACGGAGCGGGAAAGUCGAGCACCUUCUACAUGAUCGUGGGAAAGAUUCCCAUUACAGCCGGCGACAUCUACAUCAAGGGGAUGAACGUGAAAAAGGACAAGAAGUGUCUGCGCCAUUUGGGGUUCUGUCCGCGGGAGCCAAUACUUGCCACCUACAUGACAGGCCGGCAGAUGUUACACUUCUCGUGCCUCAACAACGGCGUGCGUCGGGAUCUGGUCAAGGAAGUGGUAGAGCAUAUGGAGCAGUCCUUCGUCCUGGACAGGCAGCUGGAUAAACUAAUCCGCAACUGCAGCAACGGGACGAGACGGAAGCUGAUGCUGGCCAUUGCCUCGCUGGCACCGACCCUCAUUUGCCUGGACGAACCCACCGCCGGGGUGGACAUGAACGCCAAGUAUAACAUUUGGCACGUGCUGGACAGCUUGCGUCUCAGCGGGCUGGCCAUACUGGUCACCACCAACAGCAUGGAAGAGUGCGAGGUGCUGGCCACCAACUUGGGCAUCCUGGAGCGCGGCUCCCUGCUCUGUUAUGGUACCCUGACCCGACUCAAGAACCGCUUCGACAAGAACAUUUUCGUCAAGGUGAAAGUGGGGAGUCCCCAAGAGCUCGCCGAGGCCAAAGAAGAAUCGGAGCGAUAUGCCAAUAUGAUGCAAAGAAGGAGAAGUAACAGGGGAAGUGAUACCAUCCUCGAUGUUGAAUUACCUCCAAGGAUCGGAUCUUCCACCAUCUUGGGCUGGAGAUCUCAAUCCGCAGAGAGAAUAACCGAUGCAGAAUCUCAACCGAUUUCCGAAUCCGACAUCCGGAGUAUGUACGAAAAGCUCCUGCGGAAGGUGGAGGUUCAGUUUGUGGAUGAUCACCCGUACAGUAAGGUCAGCGAAAGGUUUACUUACCGCGGAAUAAUCAUCUUUAGCAUUCCAAAGGGGGAGAUAAGAUACUCGGAGAUCUUUCAUUACAUGGAGAAGCGCAAGCGCAGGAUGCAAAUUUUAUAUUAUUCCAUAAGCCAUACCACCCUGGGGGAUGUGUUUCUGGACUUCAUCAACAAGCACCACGUGGAUAGAAGAUUAUAAUGAUUCAUACUUUGUAUAUACUAUAUGGGGAGAGUGCGUCAAGCGAAACCCCUUAUCGAACCACCACAAACUAUUUAAUGGCUGGGCGAAUUAAUGUGAAAGCUUCUGUUAUAUUUUGCUAAC